AUAAAAGAAGACCCUAAGGCCUUCAUUCAAACAAUCGGACCUUGGGAAAAGGUUUCGCCAUAAUUAAAACCUAAGUUGGUGCUAAAAAAGAAUGGAAACUUGAUUCUUUUUCCAUCGCCGGGGCUGUGCGACGCCGUCAACCGCCACUCGUUCUUCUCACUUGCAGUUGCGCCGUCUACACCAAAAUCGACAAGCAUAAAGAAGAUGGGGAUUCGUCGUUCUAGAGCAACCGUUGAGAAAAGUGAAGAAUGUAAAUCACUACCAUUAUCUACUAAUGAAGUUGAUCAGCCUCCACUUAAGAAAUUGAGGCGUCCAAUUGAGAAUUCUGUAGGAGACAGAGACGAUGAAGAUUUUGAAUCAGGUUCCGAAGACGAAGAACAAUCUGAAUCCGGCUCAAGUGAAGAAAAGUCCAUUGCUCAAGGAGAGAAGAACAAAUCAUCUGAGUUUGAGUCUGACGGUGAUUCCCAAAUAAGAAAUAAACAGGCACAGCAGAACAUGGAUUUGGGAGAAAACACAGGAACUAAUGAACAUGACCAAAGUAAUGUGGAAGAAGAUGAUGGCUCAUCUGAGUCAGAGGAGGUUGAGGAAGACGAGGAUGACUCAGCUGAGUCGGUGGCUAAAAACGACAAAGCAAACAUGGAGUUCAUAGAGAAACACUCAAACAAUAACCUCAAGCAAAAUGUAGAUGUUAAUGAGGAAGAAGAGGAAGACUCAUCUGAGUCAGAGGAGAAUGAGGAAGAAGAUGAUGGCUCUGCUGACUUGGUGCCUGGAGGUGAUUCUGAAGCAAAUAGCGGUCAUGAAAACAUGGAUUUGGGAGAGAAGUUCUCCAGCGAUGCUCUCAAGCAAAUUGUGGUAGCCAACGGGCAUGAUUCGCAUGAAGAUGAUGGAUCUUAUGAGUCAGAAACUGAAGCAAGCCAAGAUCAUGAUUUGGGAGGUGAUAUAGCGCGAGGCAAGAGUAGAGGAGUUUUUCAAUCCAGAGGCUCUCUUGCUGUGAGCACAUUGAGAAAUGAGGAUGUUAAUACUCCACAGCAGAUCAAUUUUCCAAGAAAAAGUAAGACUGAAAAGAGUCCUUAUGCCAGAUGGAGUGACUCUCAUGUUCUUACUUUACUUGAAUGCUUGAUAAAAGUGAAGAAUGAGGAUAAAGAGGGAUCUAAGUAUCACAUUCACUCUGUUCAUCAAGCUAUUGGGGAUUUAGCUGAUUUCAAACCUAGUUUGCCCCAGGUUAAAGAAAAGAUUAGACGCUUAAAAAACAUGCAUGCAAGGGUUGCCAAAAAAUCUCGGGAAUAUUUGUCUUCUCAUGAAGCACAAGUUUUGAAGUUAUGUGACAUGUUAUGGGGCAAGGAGAUAAAAGAAAAUAUUGUAGACAAAUCUGGUGGAGGUUUGAUUCUUGAUGACUGUUUCGAAGCAAAAAAUCUUAUAAGUCAGGGGUUUCACCUGCUUGAGGGAUCAAAGAGACAAGAAGACUUUGAGAAAGAAUGGAACAAGUCGCGUUUAAAAGAGAUUGAGCUUUAUCUGAAAAGAUUAGAUAUAGUGAGGAAGCAUUUGAAGGCAGUUAAGUAUGAAUUGCGUGCUUCUUUAAGGUAAAACCAUUUCUUUUUGUUAUAUUGGAUUUCUGCUUCUUUAAGUUCUAUUGAUGUUGGCGCAUAAUUCUUUUAUUUCUGCAUAUUGGACAACAUUCUUGUUUGUCAUCAAUAAAACUCUAUACGUAAUUUUACUAGUGUUUGUUGUUGCAUAUAACUGUAUUUUCUAAAUCUACAAUCUAGGGGGAAUAAUUUGAGGAUGUGAAACUUGAAAUAAAAGUUUUUUCUAGUAGGCUUAACGCGUAUAAGUUUCGUGACCGUAUAAAGAGUCAAAUCUGGAAGAUAUUGUAAUUAUUUUAUUCUUUUAUUAGAUUCAUAUCACAUUAUGAAUAUUCAUGGAGUAAAUUGUUCUCUUUAUUUUAGCAAGUUGCAGCUUUUGCUCUUUCAUAGAUAAAAAAUUGGCCAUGCAGGCAAUAGAAGUGCAUGACAUAUAUGAUUGGUUUCUUAUACUAAAUAUCAACUUCUCCUGAUGCUUUUUCUCUAAUAGUGAAUAUUUAUGAGCUCAUCAGAUGUAGAUUUCCAAUUAAUUUGCUCCCUCAAUUUUUGGUAUUCCAACUUCGAAUCCUUACGUGGAAGCUAAAGUUUGCAUAUAGUUUGUUCUCUUGAACAACAAAAUAGGUCAUGACCAAGCACUGAUUUGUGUCAUUAUGUUUUUUGCUUUUCUGCAUUUUACAAAGCAAUUUCAAUGGCAUACUUCAAUGCUUCGCUUCACAUAUCCUUUUAUCUUUUACUCCUAUCCCGAAAUGAUUGUCCGGUUUGGAUUAACGCUUUUAUUAGAAAUUGUAACAAGAAUGAAAAUUCAAACUGGACAAUCAAUUUGGAGAGGAGUACAAUUUUAACUCAAUUAGUUUGAAUUAGUGGGCUUCAAUAUAAAGAGUUAUAGCUAGUCACCAGUUAGGUUUGGUAAUUUUGGUUGUACAGAACAGUAUGGCAGGCAGUUUUAGUUCCUUGCUAAAGCUUGUAGCCAACUAAAUUGUCUUAAUACCAUGCAUGCAUCUUGUGAGUGAAUUUCCUUUAACGCAACUUAACAUUUAUUGUUCUUUCGGAAAUUUGUUUAUAUAUCUUAUACCUCAAGUUUUGUUGAUUUUCUUUUUUUUUUUUUUCUGGGCAUAUUUGUAACUCAGAUCUCAGGAGGAAGUAGAUUAGACCAACUCAUUGUCUUUGCAUAAGGAAGAUUGUUGGAUGCUUUCGCUCUUGGUAUUACAGCAAGUUCGACUCUUUUGUUGCUUUGCUUUAUGUUUGGUGCACUUUCUCGUCCAGUUGGUUAAAAAACCACCCGACUUGCUUUGGAAGAUGCCGCAGAGAAAUUCCAGUCUGAUGUAUAUUUUGGUGUCGCUAGACUAGGUCAUUAUGUCAUUGCCAGUUUUUUUGAUGGAAAAAUUUAUAUUAGUGUAAUCGGAAGUUGUUAAAAUAUGGCGAUGACAUAAUGGUUGUACAGAAUUGCAAAUGAAUCCGUUUAUCUAAGGUUUAUGGUUACGUAGAAUUACUUGGAUG
Molecule: messenger RNA, 3074 nt
Organism: Oldenlandia corymbosa var. corymbosa
Lineage: Eukaryota; Viridiplantae; Streptophyta; Magnoliopsida; Gentianales; Rubiaceae
Source: the annotation of a GenBank genome assembly